AUGACACACCCCACCACCUGUAUGUUUCCUGCCAUCAAUCUUCGGAUGAAGAGCUCAACUUCGCGAUUGCCCAGAGGCGCCGUGGACCAGGAGCUUGUCAGGGAUCAGCUUAACGUAAUGGCUAAGCAAGAUUUGAGGCAAUGUACUCGGCUCUGUGCUAACUUUGCUUGCCUCGUGCGAGACAGAGAGCAAGCUUUGGAUAUGGAAGUAGCCCGGAAGCGAAUGAUCGAUUGGCAGUUUCGGGUGGUGGAUCACUAUGAGAUACCUCGCGAUGCUGUCGCCGCCUCCACCGCCCUCUUGGAUCGUUAUGUCAGCAGUUGCCACCGACAAUGGCUUGAGUGCGACAAGAGCACGUUCAAGCUUGCCGCCAUGACUACCCUCUACAUGGCAACCAAGGUACAAGAUCAGACUCGACUGCUCAGUGUCGCCAAGUUGGUAGAGUUGAGCCGUGGAGAGUUUCAAGAAGUCGACAUUUUGAGGAUGGAAUCAAGAGUUCUUGUGCAGCUUGGUUGGAGAGUGCACCCCGUGACUGUCCAUUCCUUCAUCCAUUCUUUCCUCAGGUUUGUAAGGAAUGAUAAUGCUCUCAUCAUGGCUGCUCUUUAUGAUCGAGCCGUUUUCUUUGCAGAGCUCUGCCUCUUUGAUCAACGGUACGCAACGAGCAGUCGGGCCUUUCUGGCUGCUGCAGCUGUCCUCAAUGCCCUGGAAGGGAUUGGGGAGUCUGAAGCCUGUGAACAGGCCUUCUUGGAUGCUCUAGAAGCUCAGACGGACAUUGACUUCAGGCCGUUUCCAAGUCUGGAACAGGUCAGAGAAGAUCUCUGGUACAUUUACAGCUUGAGUGCACAAUACCAUGAAGACGAUCAGAGUUUGUCUGCCGUUUCACCCGCGCCUUCCAUGACAUGCGACGCGAGCAGAGACUCCGAAACGAAGGCUGUGAUUCACCAUCACCACACGCACAGCCCAACAUCGGUGCAUCCUUGGGCAGGGAUAGGGAAAUUUGCAUGA
Molecule: messenger RNA, 1002 nt
Organism: Seminavis robusta
Lineage: Eukaryota; Bacillariophyta; Bacillariophyceae; Naviculales; Naviculaceae
Source: the annotation of a GenBank genome assembly